This is a messenger RNA of Aspergillus alliaceus, 2661 nucleotides long. RefSeq lists its product as uncharacterized. The record is from RefSeq and is a predicted model, not a curated record. Bases 1 to 2661 code for a protein of 886 amino acids. The transcript has a single exon. NCBI's taxonomy places the organism in Eukaryota, Fungi, Ascomycota, Eurotiomycetes, Eurotiales, Aspergillaceae.
AUGGCUCAGAACAAUGCAGGCAAUAGCACCCCAGCAGGUACUGGGGGUGACCCUGCUCAAACCGGCUUACCCGGUGCCUGGAAUAUUAUUCUUCAGGAGGCUAAAUCCAAGGGUACCUAUCUUGCAAUGGCGCAAGGCUUUGACUUUGGAUCAGAUCACAUGCACGCCGCAACGAGCUUCUUCAAGGAGUUGAAUGAAGACAUCCGGAAGUACAAUCUGCAGAAUGGAGCAGACCAAGAAAGGGGUGUAAUCCCUGACAGUGCAUAUGAGGCAAUGUACAACAAAUGGAUCACGGCAUUCAAAACAUCUCAGUCUAACAAUGAUGCGGAAGCCGCAUGGAGAGCAUACGAUGAUGGAUGCAAAGAGUUCUUAUCAUUCAAUAAGCAUCAUAAUUUACCUGACGAUUGGAUUCUUAGCUCCAAGCCCGUCGAACAGGCCUUUGGCGCCCGGCCUACUGAUAAUGCAGGCAAUAGCACCCCAGCUGGUACUGGGGGUGACCCUGCUCAAAACGGCUUACCCGGUGCCUGGAAUAUUAUUCUUCAGGAGGCUAAAUCCAAGGGUACCUAUCUUGCAAUGGCGCAAGGCUUUGACAUUGGAUCAGAUCACAUGCACGCCGCAACGAGCUUCUUCAAGGAUUUGAACGAAGACAUCCGGAAGUAUAAUCUGCAGAAUGGAGCAGACCAAGAAAGGGGUGUAAUCCCUGACAGUGCAUAUGAGGCAAUGUACAACAAAUGGAUCACGGCAUUCAAAACAUCUCAGUCUAACAAUGAUGCGGAAGCCGCAUGGAGAGCAUACGAUGAUGGAUGCAAAGAGUUCUUAUCAUUCAAUAAGCAUCAUAAUUUACCUGACGAUUGGAUUCUUAGCUCCAAGCCCGUCGAACAGGCAUUUGGCGCCCGGCCUACUGGCAGUGGCGGCGGCAAUUUACCUGACGAUUCGCUUUUUAGCUCCAAGCCCGUCGAACAGGCUCCUCCUACUGGCAGUGGUGGCGGUACUUUGCCGGGCAUAACAAAAGGGAGCCCUGUAUGGCAUUUGAUUAUCUCCCACAUGAAGCAAAUGCCAUAUUGCCGUGAGAUGAUAUCAGCCCUGAGUAGAAUCGACUCCGACAUGAAUGUUGCGACAAAAUUUUUUUCCCAGUUUAACCAGCAAAUCCGCGCAUACAACAAGGCGGAGGAUGGCCAUUUCCACAAUGGGGGUACAAUCCCAGAAGACACGUACAAGACGCUUUAUGGCGAGUGGAUGGCCGCUUUUCACAAGGCAAAGUCAGAGAAUGACUUGGAAGCGGCGAGGCAUGCAUUCAAUGAAGUGACCAGCAACUUCCAGGCUUUCAAUGAAUACCACGGAUUACCCGGUUGGACCAUUGGGAGUGGGCCUAUUGACGAAGGUUUCGAACCUGGUGUGGUACCCAAACUAGAAAGAAAUGGUGAUGAGACUCUUCCAGAUGUCCCACAGUAUGCAGAGAGCGAAGCUGACUACUCCGAUAUAACCGACCUUAACGACCUAGAGGAGGAAGCAAGAAAUGCUGCAGAUUUUUCUGGAGGAGAGGUGCUCUACUGGUGGAAAAGAGGCGUUGGUUCCCAAGCCUUUGUGCGUUACGGCAAAGGGCGCUCUGCCACAUACCGCGUCCGGGCUGGCGCCAAUGUGGACUACGACCCAAGCAGUGUUCCCCAGGUCCUUGCCUCAGGUGCACUAUCCACCGAGCCGGGUUCAACAAGUUCACGUGGCCGUCACAAAGUCAGAUUCGCCACCGAGCUUGGUACACUCGAUGAAAAAUGGACGUAUAGCAGAGACGAUGUUCGCGCAAUUGGGGGCAUUGGUUGGAAAGUUGACGAGGAUGAUGAAGAAGGAAUUGAACCACUGGACCUGCUCUGGCCAGAGGCGUACACUAUUUAUCCCCAUACUCGGGCUCUAAUUAUAUGGAAAGAUGGAGUGGUUACGCUGGAAGACCGGUCGUUCCUUCGCCGUAUCAUCAAGGGGUCUAGCCUUCAAAAAGCCCGGGUUAUCUACGAGCAGGCGCGGAAGCAAGAAAUACGUUACCGGAAGUCAGAGGGGCUACCGUACCAGCAUCUAUUCGAGGAAAAUCAGAGAGCAGCGGAUAUGACGGCGGAAGAAACGGAAGAGGAAGAGGGGGAAGAAGAAGGGGAAGGGGAAGAUAAUGUGCAGUUCACGAAUGUCAGCGCCCAACCUGACCGUGGCGAAUCCUCACAUCCUGCCAGUGCUCGUCCCCCCAGUGCUCGUCCCCCUAGUGCUCGUCCCCCUAGUGCUCGUCCCUCCAGUGUGCAGCCAGGCUCGCAUCCCGGCCGUUCAGGGACAAGCCAGGUUCGGAUUGUUGAACCAACGCGCCAGCCUUCCGCACGGCCAACAUCAAACCGUGGAACUCCUAGGUCCACACCAAAGAGUGUCUCAAGGGGAUCAGCUUCUCAAGAGGAGGAGAUUCGUUGGCUGCGGGAACAGCUGAGUAUGUAUGAAAGUGAAAGGAGGACCAACUACCAGACUGCCUAUAAACAAGGAACGGGCCGGAGGUACAACCCAGUCUAUGAUGACAGAUGGUCUGAAGACUCUGAGUUCACACCACCGCCGCGACAGCGUCGUCGACGAGUUCAGACAGGUCACGUUUGGGACAACUGGAGCGGAAGAUGGAUUUCUACUAGGAGAGUGAACUGA